UUGACUGAUGAUAGCGACAGCGAUACUGACAUACAGUAUCGUGACGAUGCACCAAGCAAGCGCUCUGGCAUUGGUCACAGCACGAAUCCGGCUAUUGCAAGUCGCAUCAUUGCACGCGCACCGAGUACCGAGGAUGACGAAGAUGUCCCGCUGAGUAGGUUUUUCCUCUCACUGAAACUGGAACAGGAUAAUUCUGGAAGGCAGUUGUAUUACUGA
Molecule: messenger RNA, 216 nt
Organism: Gongylonema pulchrum
Lineage: Eukaryota; Metazoa; Nematoda; Chromadorea; Rhabditida; Gongylonematidae
Source: the annotation of a GenBank genome assembly